This is a messenger RNA of Myotis lucifugus (little brown bat), 5144 nucleotides long. RefSeq names its product coiled-coil domain containing 141 (gene CCDC141). NCBI's taxonomy places the organism in Eukaryota, Metazoa, Chordata, Mammalia, Chiroptera, Vespertilionidae. The record is from RefSeq and is a predicted model, not a curated record. Bases 220 to 4815 code for a protein of 1531 amino acids. Gene Ontology annotation, molecular function: protein binding. The transcript has 25 exons.
CUUAAGGGUAACUCUCAGGACACUUCAUACUGUUGAGAGGAGUUAUACCAGCAAAGAGCCCUGCUAUGUUGGAGCCUAAGCUCAACACAGAGCAAUCAGUGGGAGCUGAGCUCUUCCCCUGAAUGAAUCCAAGUAACCCCGGUGGUUGCCUUCUGAAAUGACCAGCAGACGCACAUCUGUACAAAGGCUGCCCGGAGUGUAAGCGGCACCUAAGGGACCAUGUCCAGCCCAGGAAGCCCUGAAGUGGAGUUUUCUACCACCACCGUCAGCUCAGUGGCUGUGCAGGCUGGGGACUCUAAAAUCGUUAUCGCUGUCAUAAAGUGUGGCAAAUGGGUACAACUUCAGCUUGCUGAGUCACAGCCCAAUAUUUUAGAAAUUGGUAGCAGUCAAGAUGAAACCAAGAAACUCCUUCAUGAUCAUGAACUUCUUUUGGCCAAGCUCAAGGCUUUGGAAGAUCAGGUAUGGGAGCUCCUGCAGGAAGCGGACAAGACAGCUGAAGAGAAUAAGGAUCAGAGUCAGGUGUACGAUGCCAUGGCCAGCACCCUGGGUGAAGCAUGGGCAGCCCUGGUCUCCAUGCUUGAAAGAAGAAGGGAGCUCCUCAGGUUGACCUCUGAAUUUUUUGAAAGUGCCUUGGAGUUUGCUAUUAAGAUUGAUCAAGCUGAAGAGUUCCUCCAGAACACCCAGGAGUUCGAGACUGCCGAGUCCUUAAGGUCACUUCUUCAGCUUCAUGAACAUCACACCAAAGAACUCUUAGAACGAUCUCUAGCACUUUUAAACAAAAGUCAACAGCUCACUGACUUCAUAGAAAAAUUCAAGUGUGAUGGACCUAACGUAAAUCCUGAGCUGAUUCAGGGAGCUCGUAGUAGCUGCCUGAAGAUCGACAGUCUUCUUGAACUUCUACAAGACAGGAGACGGCAACUAGACAAGUACCUGAAGCAACAGCGGCAGGAAUUGAGUCAGGUUCUGCAGAUAUGUCAGUGGGACCAACAAGAAAAUCAGGUUACUUGUUGGUUUCAGAAAACCAUAAGAGAUUUACGGGAACAAAGUCUCGGUUCAUCACUUUCAGAUAAUGAGGAGCUAAUCCGUAAGCACGAGGAACUAAAAAUAAAAGCAAAGGAAUGGAAUGCCGCUGUUGAGAAGCUGAAGAGCGAGGCACUUGAGAUUCUGCUGUCCAAGGACCACGUGGAGAAAGAACAUCUACAGCUGUCUAACCAGAAACUGAAUCGGCUUCAAGAAGAAUUUGGUCAGCUCGUCGCGGAGAGGAAAAUCUGGUUAAAAAAGGCGAAUGAUUUCUUUAACAGCGCCAACAAGGCGUUUGAUGUACUUGGAAGAGUCGAAGCUUACCUUAAGCUCCUUAAGUCAGAGGGUUUAAGUCUGCCUGUCUUGGCAGCGAGGCAUGAGGAAUUACACGGAGAAAUUAAAGGCUGCACUGCUGAUGCUUUGCAAAAGGGACAAGCCUUAAUCAGCCAAGUGGACUCCUGCAGCUCCCGGGUGACCGGCGUCCAUGAGAUGAUGGGAUGCAUCCAGAGACGAGUGGAUCAUCUGACCGGACAGUGUUCAGCGCACAAGGAAUUUGCUCUCAAGAAACAACAAUUAGCAGUCUCAGUGGAGGGCUACCUGAGGAAGGUGGAAAUGUCAAUUCAGGAAAUCAGUCUAGUACUUUCCAAUGCCAUGGAUGUCGGUUCCAGCCUUUCUGAGUCAGAGAAGAUUUUGCGUAAAUAUUUGGAACUAGAUAUCCAAGCUAAGGAAGCAUCACAUGAAUUAGAAGCAGCCACAAAACUUAUGACAGAGAAAAAUGAAUUUGAACCUGAGGAAGUGGCAUCACUUUCUUCUAAAGCUAAAUGGCUAGAGGAAGAAUUAAACAUACUUGGCCAAAGCAUCGGCUCCAGGUCCCAAGUCCUGCAGACCUAUGUGGCAUUUCUAAAGUCAUCAGAGGAGGUAGCGGAGCAGUGUGAGAGCCUGAAGGAGUUUUACCAAAUGGAAAGCCCGAGGAAGGAAGAGGAUACCGCGGAAGCCAAGCACUGGUCUGACUCAGCCGAGAAGCAGUGGCAGCUCUUUUUAAAAAGGAGUUUUUUAGUUCAAGACCUAGGGCUUGAGUUCCUUAAUUUGAUAAAUAUGGCAAAAGAGAAUGAAAUAUUAAAUGUGAAAAAUAAAGUGCACAUUAUGGAGAACGCUAUGGAAAGUCUGAAGGCAGAAAGGGAAGAACUCGGCCGCCUUCGGAUGGCAUGGCGACUCACAGCCUCCGCGAGCCAGCCUGUGAAGCAGCAGUGGGGAGCGUUCAAAGAGCAACUGAGAAAGACUACUCACAACUUAAAACUUCUUCAGGAAGCACUCAUGCCUGUGUCUGCACUUGACCUUGGAGGGAGCCUCCAGACCAUUUUAGGUCUAAGGAAAAACUGGAAGGCAAUGCAGCCUCAGUUCCAGCAACUGAAUGAUGAGGUUCAAUACAUUAUAAAAGAAUCAGAGGAGUUAAAUGGCAAAGGAGCCCCUGUGAAAGAGAAGUACCAACAGCUGAAGGACCUCAUUCAACUCCAUCAAAAACAGAAAGAGAGGAUCCAGGACUAUGAGGACAUCCUGUACAAGACAGUCCAGUUCCACCAAGUCAAGGAAGAGCUUGAACAUCUCCUCAAAUCAAGAGAAUUGGAGUUUCUAGAGCAGCCAACGGAACUGGAUAAUGCUCGCGAUGCCCAGGUUCGCCUCCGUCGCUCUCAGGAAAAGCAGGCACAUAUAGACCAGCUCCACAAACUGGCCCUUUGCCUGGGAGUGGACAUCAUCUCAUCAGCGCAGCGGCCUAGCUGCACUAAUGUGUUUGCAAAGAACCUGCAGCGGCAGCUGGACAUCCUUGAGGGGGAGAGCGUGAACUGGCGAGCCCGAGCCCAGGAGUAUGGGCGGACCCUGGCCGGCAGCUUGCAGUACUGUGCCACGAGGGACGAGAUAAGCGAGCUCAGAGAGUCAUUCAAGGAUAUCAAAAAGAAAUUUAACAAUUUGAAGUUUAAUUACACUAAGAAAAAUGAAAAAGCAAAGAAUCUGAAGGUUCUGAAAUAUCAAAUUCAACAAGUUGAUAUGUAUGCUGAGAAAAUACAGGUUUUGAAAAGGAAAAUGGAAAAAGUUGAGAACAAGACUCCUGAAUCUUUCUUAAAUUACCCAAAUAGUAAAGUUACUGACCUUUUGGAAGCCAUGAAGGAUUUGCAAAAACAUGUGGAUGAGUUUGAUAAAGUUGUAACAGAUUACAAGAAGAAUUUGGACCUGACCGAGCACCUCCAUGAGAUGAUAGAAGAGUGUCAUUUUUGGUGUGAAGAUGCAAGUGCCACAGUUGUAAGAGUUGGAAAAUAUUCCACAGAAUGCCAGACAAGGGAGGCUGUGGAAAUUCUACACCAGCAGUUCAACAAGUUUAUCACGCCUUCAGUGCCUCAGCAAGAAGAAAGGAUUCAGGAGAUCAGUGACCUCGCUCAGCGAUUAUAUGGUUUUGAAGAAGGGCAGAAAUGUACUGAAAAAAUUGUGGCAAAACACAAAGAGGUUCUUGAAUCUAUUACUGAAUUAUGCAGCUCUCUCACAGAGCUUGAAGAAAAGCUGAAGCAGGGAGAUGCUCUAAAGAUAAAUCUGAGUUCGGAAGACUUCCACGAUGAUUGCAUUGACCUUCUGAAAGAACCAGUGAGAAGUAAGCAGACAGUUUUCAAUGAAGAAAUGAAUAAGGAGCAGGGGCAGGGGGCAGGCACUUUGCCCGUCGAUGGAGCAGGUGAGGCUCAGCUACCUCCGGACCGGCCGCGGCUCUCCUCUGGCCAAGAGCGCGGUGUCCACGGUCCGCCCCUGCCUGCGGACACGCUUUCUGCAGAAGAACAUGAGUGUGUCUCUCCCGAUGACAUCUCCUUACCUCCACUGCCAGGGAGCCCCGAUUCCCCGCUCGCACCGUCGGACAUGGAGGUAGAAGAACACGCCAGCCCCUCCCGCAGCCUUCACAGGAGCAGCGACAGGAUGCAGAUGGCGGCCAGUGGUCCAGGGGAGGCCCAGGAGUGUGGCCUUCCUCCGCCUGCUGCUUUUGCCGAUACUUGCAGUGAUGAGAGAGAAACAUUUUCAAGUCAUUUUGAGAAGCCUUCCCCCCAGUUCAAAGCUGAGCCCCCAUUCACCUCCAGAGGGUUUCUGGAACAGAGCACAGCCAUCAGCAAAAGCCACGCUGACCAUCCUGGGAGCAUGCCGAGUGGAGUGCAUGAGCGAGCUUGCCAGCAGCACCCGCGGGCUCGGGAAAGUGUGCUAGAAACCCGGGAGGAAAUGCAUGCUGCUAAUAACGGCACUAAAACCCAAGACAGGCUGCAUGCUUCCCCGGGCGCGCUCUCGGGCCUCGGGUUCCAAUUAGGCCCCAGCCGGGUCUAUCAGAGGCAAGUGGUUUCCCAGGAAGAGAUUAAAAGUACAUCAGCAAAGAACAGCGUGGUCAGCCUAGCUGGCCAGGCACCCAGUUUCUCCAGGCUCCAGUCUAAUGUCACUGUCGUGGAAGGUUCUCCAGUGACUUUGGAAGUUGAAGUAACAGGAUUUCCAGAGCCUACACUGACAUGGUACAAGAAGGGCCAGAAAUUGCCUGCAGAUGGACACUUACAGGUUUUACACAAGGAGACGAGGCAUGCGGUGUUCAUUCCGAAGGUAUGCGGGGCAGACGCAGGCCUCUAUGUGGCUCGGGCCCAGAACUCUAGUGGCAUUCUCUCUUCCAAUGUCAUCCUCCAUGUGACAGGUAACCGCAGGCCGCCAAUCACAAGGAUAAACUGGAUCAUGCUGUGUGUCAUCUAUGUUAGUGUAUCGCUCGUGUACUGGCUACUCAUACAGUAACUGUGGGGUUGGCACCCAUGGACGUCCUUCUCGCAAGCCUAAAGGACAAUACUGUUGUUUAUUUUCCUGCAUUUCCCAUAAAGCACCCCACCAACUGUAUCUCCCUUCCGGCCAUAUUGCUUGUUUGGCUAAUACCACUGUUCAGUGAAAUAAUCCAAUUUUCUUUAGCGCUUUAAUCUAUUUCAGGAGCUUAGAAAAUUACUUGUUUUGGAUAAGGGUACAUUUUUGUAUUCUAGAGAGAGAUGUGUUCAAUAUAAAAUGGUAAAAUUAUGCUAUGUUUGUUCCUUCCUAAUUUAGGAGCAUGCAGAUCAAGGCUCAUAGCAUAGAGA